GAACAUCUCUAGCAGAGACGAAGCGGAAGAUGGCGGCGGAGGCGCUGCUGUCCAGUCUGUUGGGAUUGCUAUUUCUGGGGCUCCUGUUACCUGCGCAUCUGACGGGCGGUGUCGGGAGCCUGAAUUUGGAGGAGCUGAGUGAGAUGCGUUAUGGCAUCCAGAUCCUGCCGUUGCCUGUCAUGGGAGGGCAGAGCCAAGCUUCAGACGUGGUGGUUGUGUCUUCAAAGUACAAACAGCGCUAUGAGUGCCGCCUACCAGCUGGAGCUAUUCACUUCCAGCGUGAAAGGGAGGAGGAGACACCUGCUUACCAGGGGCCCGGGAUUCCUGAAUUGUUGAGCCCAAUGAGAGAUGCCCCUUGUCUGCUGAAGACCAAGGACUGGUGGACAUAUGAAUUCUGUUAUGGACGCCAUAUCCAGCAGUACCAUAUGGAAGACUCGGAGAUCAAAGGUGACGUCCUCUACCUUGGCUACUACCAGUCAGCCUUCAACUGGGACGAUGAAACAGCCAAGGCCUCCAAGCAGCAUCGGCUGAAACGCUACCACAGCCAGACCUACGGCAAUGGGUCCAAAUGCGAUCUCAAUGGGAAGCCCAGAGAAGCUGAAGUUCGGUUCCUGUGUGACGAGGGCGCGGGCAUAUCUGGGGACUACAUCGAUCGAGUAGAUGAACCCUUCUCCUGCUCCUACGUACUGAGCAUUCGGACAUCGAGGCUCUGCCCACACCCUCUCCUCCGCCCACCAGCCAGCGCUGCCCCACAGGCUAUUCUAUGUCACCCAGCCCUGCAGCCUGACGAGUACAUGGCCUACCUCCAGAGGCAAGCUGAGUCAAAGCAGCAUGAAGAGAAAGUCACAGAGGAAGUUCAGGACACAGACCACCAAGUGUGGAGUGGGAGCAAGGCUGCCGGAGCACCCCCAAAGAAAGAAGAUGUGAGCCCCACCAAGGAAGAUAAGGAAUCAGAGUUUUGGAAAAUGCUUCAGGAGCCAGAGGAGCAGGCUACAGGAACAGAGGAAGCACAGGCAGGGGAACAGGACCUGAACCAUGAGGCUGCAGCAGACCCAGCUCCAGCCCCUCCCACUGAUUUUCAGAAUAAUGUGCAGGUCAAACUCAUCCGGAGUCCUGCAGAUUUGAUUCGAUUGAUCGAGGAGCUAAAAGGUGCAGAAAAGGGGAAGCCAAGCGUAAGGCAGGAGCAGCCUGGAGAUGAUACCACAGAGGCCCCGCAGAGGGAAGCGGAGGCGAAGGGAAAGGGUGGUGAACCCCGGGGUCUCGUGGAAGAAGAGGAUGGUGACGAGGAGGAGGAGGACGAGGACGAGGAUGAGCAGCAGCUCCUGGGAGAGUUCGAGAAGGAGUUGGAGGGGAUGCUGCUGCCCUCGGACCGAGAGCGCCUGCGCUCAGAGGUUAAGGCUGGCAUGGAGCGCGAGCUGGAAAACAUCAUCCAGGAGACAGAGAAGGAACUGGACCCAGAAGGGCUGAGGAAGGAGUCUGAGCGGGAGCAGGCAAUAUUGGCUCUGACAUCCACUCUGGACAAACUCAUCAAGAGGCUGCAGGAGAGCCAGAGUCCAGAGCUUGUCCAGAAAUACAAGAAAAGGAGAGUUGUCCCUCAAAAGCCUCCCCCAUCACCGCACCCUACAGAGGAGGAGCCUGAGCACAGAGUCCGGGUCCGAGUCACCAAGCUCCGUCAUGGAGGCCCCAAUCAGGACCUGACUGUCCUGGAGAUGAACCGGGAAAACCCACAGCUGAAACAGAUCGAGGGGCUGGUGACAGAAGUGCUGGAGAGGGAGGGGCUCACGGCGGAAGGCAAGAUUGAGAUCAAAAUUGUGCGACCCGGGGCUGAAGGUAAGGAGGAGGACACACGCUGGCUGACUGAUGAGGACACAAGAAACCUUAAGGAGAUUUUCUUCAAUAUCUUGGUGCAGGGAGCAGAAGAGGCCAAUAAAGAACGCCAGCGACAGAGUGAGCUGGAGAGCAAUUACCGCCGUGUAUGGGGCUCUCCGGGUGGAGAGGAUACAGGGGACCUGGAUGAGUUUGACUUCUGAGACCACCUUGCUAGGCCCUUUAAGGAUUACUGCAACGUCCUGACCAGCUCUGCCUCCUUACCCCAUCCUGGGGCCCUGGAGGCAAAGGGCAGAUUGGAACCCAGCACUGGAUUUCAGGGGCCCAGCCUGAGGGUGUGUGAAGACCCACGAGGGAGACCUGUUGCAGUCCCAGGGAGCCACCUAAGGCCACGACCAGGCUAUAGGUUUCGCUCCCCAAACAUACCCUCCUUUGCUCCUUUAGCUUUUCCUGUCCCCCACCUUCUUAGCACUUAACCCCACUCUACCCAGAGACUUGAUGAGACCUUGUGCGUGGGAGUGGCAGGAACAGCAGGGCUGCAGUUUUUCAGACUCCCAAGAAAGCAGAUUCCCAACCCCACCUUGCCCCACCCUACCUUGAUCCCUUUGGUUUAGGGAGCUGUUGCCUCUCCCUUGGGGCCCCUACUUCCUGUCUGCUGACUGUCUCUUGUCACUGAGGGAACUGGAGCCCUUACUAUCACCUCACAAACAAUCCCAGCGAAAAGGGUUGGAGAUGGCGCCACCCCUGUUCUUCAGCAAUCAGGUUUCUAAAUAAAAGACCGGACUGUCAA
Molecule: messenger RNA, 2617 nt
Organism: Rattus norvegicus (Norway rat)
Lineage: Eukaryota; Metazoa; Chordata; Mammalia; Rodentia; Muridae
Gene: Os9
Product: OS9, endoplasmic reticulum lectin
Exons: 15
Coding region: 30-2030 (666 amino acids)
Biological process (GO): ubiquitin-dependent protein catabolic process; response to endoplasmic reticulum stress; negative regulation of retrograde protein transport, ER to cytosol
Cellular component (GO): endoplasmic reticulum lumen; endoplasmic reticulum; Hrd1p ubiquitin ligase complex
Molecular function (GO): glycosylation-dependent protein binding
Source: RefSeq, marked provisional